GGCAUAGAGAACGCGCGGACGCGGUGAGAGCUGGAAGUGGCUGAGGGGAGUGGAUCUUGUCAGUCAGUGCGGAACUAACCCGGCGGACAUAAAACCAGCCUUUUGUCGCUUUGGAAGAUCGCUAACUGUCAGAUCUGGAACACACUCUAAACACAACCAUGUCAUAUGAUGAAUCAGUUGUGAUUGAAGCACCCAGUGAUAGCUUUUGGGAGGUUGGAAAUUAUAAGCGUACUGUAAAGCGCUUCGAUGAUGGCCAUAAACUCUGUAAUGACCUCAUGACUUGCCUCCAUGAACGUGCUCGGAUAGAGAAGAGUUAUGCACAACAACUUUCAGAAUGGGCCAAAAAGUGGAAGCAGCUGUUAGAGAAAGGACCACAGUAUGGAACUUUAGAGAAAGCAUGGGUGGCAUUAACGAAUGAAGCAGAAAAGGUCAGUGAGUUGCACCUAGAGGUCAAGUGUGCAUUGAUGAAUGAAGACUUUGAAAAAGUCAAGAACUGGCAGAAGGAAGCAUACCACAAGCAAAUGAUGGCAAACUUCAAAGAAACAAAGGAGGCAGAGGAUGGAUUCCGUAAAGCACAAAAACCUUGGGCCAAAAAAUUGAAGGAGGUGGAAGCUGCCAAGAAGGCCUAUCAUGUAGCUUGUAAAGAAGAGAAAAUAGCAAUAUCCAGAGAAUCAAACUGCAAGGCUGAUCCAAAUGCAAAUCCGGAACAACUGAAGAAAGUGCAGGAUAAAGUAGAGAAGUCUAAGCAGGAUGUUCAAAAGACAAAGGAAAAGUAUGAGAAAAAUCUAGAGGAAUUGAACAAGACCACACCACAAUAUAUUGAAAACAUGGAACAAGUUUUUGAACAGUGUCAGCAAUUUGAAAAAAAACGACUAGAUUUUUUUCAAGAGAUUCUUUUGGAGGUGAAGCAACAUCUUGACCUUUCUACGACCAGUUAUAACACUAUAUAUGAAGAACUGGAACAGUCUGUUAAGUCAGCAGAUGCCAAGGAAGAUCUUAAAUGGUUCAGAUGUACACAUGGUCCAGGAAUGCCCAUGAACUGGCCACAAUUUGAGGAAUGGUGUGCAGAUCUCAAUCGUACACUUAGUAGGAGGGAGAAACCUAAGAAGACCGGGGAUGGCGUGACAUUAACUAGUAUCAGUCAGACAGGUGAUCAAGCAUCCCAGUCUUCCAAAGCUAACAGUCUUAGUGUCCGGAGUACCACUAACUCGAUACGUUCCAGUUGCAAUCCAUUUGAGGAAGAGGAGAAUGGCAAACCUGUCAAUGAGAAGGAGAACACAUUAACCAAAAAUGUUAGCAGCUAUGAGAAGAGCCAGAAUUACACCACAGAAUGGUCAGAUGAUGAGACCAACAAUCCCUUCAACUGCAAUGAAACAAAUGGUGACAAUCCUUUUGAAGAAGACCAUUCAGGCUCAGAAGUCAAAGUGCGAGCAUUGUAUGAUUAUGAGGGGCAAGAGCAUGAUGAGCUUAGUUUCAAAGCUGGUGAUGAACUGACAAAGAUAGAAGAUGAAGAUGAGCAGGGCUGGUGUAAGGGCAGGCUGGAGAAUGGACAAGUUGGCUUGUACCCUGCCAAUUAUGUUGAAGUGAUCCUGUGAUGUGAAAUGAACCCAAAGAAAUGCUAUUUUUCAUAUUUCAAUGUGCUGUUACAUCAACUUAAGAUGAUGAUUUAAUGUAGAGAAUGUACAUAUUCAUUACGUUGGGCAAAAUGGUUACUUCUGGUAAUGCUUUGCUUUGAUAAGAUGAAUUUAGUCUUUGGAGUGAAGAAUGUGCAUUCUAGUAUACUCCUGUCUUGCAUUUUGAAGUUCUUAACUGAAGCUUCAAUGAUUACUGUGACAUCAGUUUUAAAUACUAUCUACAGUAAAUAGCUACAGCAGCUUCAGUUUGCAUAGAGAAAAGGAUUGUAGAAUUUGAUUUGAUAACUUGCCUUGUAAGUGCUGAAUACUAAUUUUAAAUGUUUGUCUUCGACUUAUCGCAGUCUUCAUAUGUUAUUUAAGUAAUGUCCCCAAUAUUUAUCAUUUUUUAAAGCAAAUGGCAUAUUUGUUGCCAGUUUUAAAAAUUUAUUUCAAAGGUGAAACUCCCAAUAUUUACCUAUCAGUUAGCCAUUUCGCAUUCAACAUUCUUGUAGUUUUUGUCCUUUCUUUUACAUACAUGAAGUAUAGAUAAGGAAAAUGACAUCAUGCCAUGCUUUAACUUCUUAACUUCAAAUCUGUUCAAUCAUUUCUAUGCAAGACUAUGUGCUACUUUGCUGUGCUUCAAAAACUUUGUAGCCAAUGCAUGUAAUUAGCAUGUCAGUGAAACACUGGGAUGUUUUUAGUUAAAUACUACAAUUGUCUGUUUCUUUAAUGUCCCUUUCAAUAGAAAUAUCAAGUACAGCAUUAAAAUGCAACCGUUCUAUAUUCUUAA
Molecule: messenger RNA, 2403 nt
Organism: Stegostoma tigrinum
Lineage: Eukaryota; Metazoa; Chordata; Chondrichthyes; Orectolobiformes; Stegostomatidae
Product: protein kinase C and casein kinase substrate in neurons protein 2-like
Exons: 11
Coding region: 159-1595 (478 amino acids)
Biological process (GO): cytoskeleton organization; regulation of endocytosis; plasma membrane tubulation
Cellular component (GO): endosome; cytoplasm; plasma membrane
Molecular function (GO): phospholipid binding; protein binding
Source: RefSeq, a predicted model, not a curated record